GUACGAUCAGAUUACAUGCAAUUGCAAUGUAAUUUAAUAAGACUCUUAUUUAUUUACAUUGAAAUUGCGUGUAAUCCAACGUGAUCUGAUCAUACUCUAUCCAAUACUUUUAAGCAGGGUACUGAACGUAGAAUAUCGCGGGGAAUUAAUUAUUCAAUUCUUUAUUGUAUCGAAAUCUCAUUAAGAUUGAUUUUAGCCGGUGCCAAGUGUCGAGAGAGAUCGGUAUUUCGAGAGAUAUCUCGCGCCCGGCGAGUUAUCGCUACCUGAUAUCGCCGAUAUCAGCGAUAAGGACGUUCAGGAGCAGCAACUCAAGAACGUUCAACGAAUCUCCGUGUAACGCGAGCGCAAUUCCGCGAUCAAUUGUGGCGAAUUGACGGAACGUCGCCCCCGCGAAAUAUCGCGGCAUCCCCCGCAUUGCGUUUUCAUCGACGAGCGACCCGCCUCGAUCGAUGGGGCAUUCGAAAAAUUGCUCCCGGGUCCUUUGGCACUUGUUGGCGCGGAAAGCCGCGCGGUGAUUGGCCAGCCUGGGUGGCGAGCGCAGUAAUGUGCCGUCAUGGCGACGCUGCCGCCGCGGAAAAAUCCGACUCCGACAAAAAUUUCGAAGCAGCACUUGACGCCGCUGCAAACGCUUCUGCAGCUGGGCUUCCCGAAACACCGGGCGGAAAAGGCGCUAGCUGCAACGGGACACCGUGGCGUGCAAUUAGCGUCGGACUGGCUGCUGGCACACGUGAGAGAUCCGACUCUGGACUCUGACACGCAGCGGCAGUAUGUUCUAUACGCCUGCCCUACCGGGCCGCUGGCUGAGCAGCUCGAGCUGUUCUGGUCGGAGAGCAAAGACCUAGGAUGGAACGGCGCUCGUAACUUUAUACCGCAUAUUACCCUCGUCUCCUUCUUCGACGCCCCCGACGAGUUUACGAAAGAGUUAGCGAGCGCUCUCGAGAACGUGGUCCGCCAGGAUGGACUGCGCGAACACGUCGAGCUGGAGACGUACGUGUCGACCAACUUCAUGGGCCUCUUCGUCAAAGACGUGAACGCGGAGUGGCUGAAGAACAUCGCUCUUCGCUACGUCAGUAAAAUCGCCGCUCUAGGUAUCACUGCCGAACCGCAGGUAAAGUCCCUGCACCUCACCCUGGCCUACCAGUUCCCCAGUAGCUUGUUCCCGCCGCUCCGCUCGAUGGUCGAGAAGCUGGGACCGAACACGCCGGCCAACUGGGAGCUCAGAUUAUACUCGAGGGACUCGAGAUUGCAGAACUUGCACGUGCACAAAGUGACGCACGCCCACGUGCCGCGGGAACACGACGAGUUAGAGUUAAGAGUAGGCGAUUACAUUUACGUUCCAGAGGGAGCGUGUAAAUCGUCCACGGACGGUUGGGUGGAGGGUGUCUCCUGGCUGACCGGUAUAUCUGGCCACCUGCCGUUGAAUCACACCAAGAGGACUGCGGAAUCGGACUCGUGGACGCUGCAUGCCACCGUGCCGAUCACCGACAAUAAGUACGAGAGCGCGGACGAGGAGGAGAUACCGAAGAUCAGGAGGCCACCGCCGGUUUUGUCCCCGAGCGAGUCCGCCGAUACGCCCGACGGGAUUCCCACCGCGGAGGAGCCGAUGGCGGCGUCCGAAGCGCCCGAGACACCGUCCAGGGAGAUCUUCAUAUGCCGACACGGCGAGAGGGUGGACUUCACCUUCGGCGCGUGGAUCCCGUAUUGCUUCGAGUCCAACGGCUGUUACGUACGCCGCGACUUGAACAUGCCCAAAGACGUACCAUCCAGGAAUAUCCAGGACUUCCAAAACGACAGCCCGCUGACGACUGUGGGCGGGAUGCAGGCGAGUCUGGUAGGCGAAGCCAUGAAAUCGUCCAGUAUUAAGAUAGACGUGGCCUUCACGUCGCCGUCGUUACGUUGCGUUCAAACGCUCGCCCACAUCCUGAAGGGACUCGAGUCCGAUAUCCCGAUCAAGGUGGAGCCGGGUCUGAUAGAAUGGCUGGCGUGGUACCCGAACGGCAUACCCGUCUGGAUGACCUCCGACGAGCUGGUGAAGGCGGGCUUCAACGUCGACUGCGAUUACGAUCCGAUCGUCAAGGCUAAAGAACUCCCGCUCAAGGAGAACGCCGCGCAGUAUUACGAACGCAGCUACGAGCUGAUCAAGAAGAUCAUAGAAAGCACAGUUGGUAAUAUUUUGAUAGUGGCGCACGCCGCCUCCCUGGCCGCUUGCACCAGACAGUUGACCGGUGGUAGAAUACCCCCGGCGGCUGAAGUCACUAGAUUAGUUCAAAGAGUACCUUAUCUGGCGUGCUUGACGGCGCGUCAAGAUAUUGACGGCUGGCAGCUCCAUCCUCCUCCCUUCCCACCGAUCACCCACACCAGUAAUAGCAGAUUCGACUGGAAAGUUUUAAUGUAAUAACGUUGAUAAUGCACGAGCUUUUGUUGAGAAAGACACACCUUACAGAGCCUAUAUAAAUACAUAAGACUGUUACGAUACAAUGAAUUUUUAUGCAGGGCUUAAUCUAAUGUCGAUGACAUUCUCUCGAAACGAUAUCCAACGAAUUGCGGAAAAGUUCUUUUCGGAAAGGACGUAUCAUUGGUGGACGAUCAUAUAAGUACGAUUAAAAAAAAAGCUAGUCGAUCGCACGACAGUUGAACAUUUACUUCCUCGGAUUAUGAUUAAUACGGGUAUCGAGGUAUAUAGUUUCUUUAAUUACGGAUAUAGAACAAAUACUAGCCAAUAUGUUGUUAUAGGUAUCGUGCUAUACCAAUCCGCUAAAAUAUCUAAUAUAUAAGCGAGAUACUAGUCUUGAUUGGACGCAUUUUCUUGCCGAGUGUCGGACGAAGCAUUGAACAAAGAAUUUUUAAAAUAUGGUAUUUAUAUAUAUAUAAUAUUUUAAAGUAAUAUACUAUUUUAUGACUGUAGUAUCCUUAUGUCUGUCACGCACACAAAAUAUCUUCUCUCUUUGACAUAUUAAAAAGUUAAAUAUUGUUAAAGUAGAAGCGUACAGGGAAAUCAGUAAGGUGCUCUUGCGCACAUUCGCGGUCUCUGUAGAAAAAAAAUGUCCCAUGCGAGCUUUACCGUUUCUCGGAAAACUUAGGAUUAUGACACGUGUCAAUUAAGUGUGACGUUGAAUCUAACUUAAUGAACUCUGCGUCGCAUCGCGACAAACCGAUCGCGCAGAACGGGAAUAUAUUUAUAGUAUCGCUAUCGAUGUUACCUUUUACAGAAGAAAAAUAACGUUUAUAUGUAUAUAUAUUUAAAUACGACACCAUUUCAGAAAUAUGUCCAAUGUUGUACCACUUUCAAGAUAGAUUGAACAUUCGUUUUGUCUAAUUGUGGGUAAGAGAUGCAAGACAUAUUUUACGUAUAUGUAUAUACAUACAUAUGUAUAUACACAUCCGUACGUGUAUAUAUACGUAUGUA
Vollenhovia emeryi is the source of this 3406-nucleotide messenger RNA. It is a transcript of the gene Epp, whose product is annotated as protein UBASH3A homolog. Lineage: Eukaryota; Metazoa; Arthropoda; Insecta; Hymenoptera; Formicidae. Gene Ontology annotation, molecular function: protein binding. Bases 554 to 2395 code for a protein of 613 amino acids. The transcript has 4 exons. The record is from RefSeq and is a predicted model, not a curated record.